Messenger RNA from Bolinopsis microptera, 1178 nucleotides. RefSeq lists its product as uncharacterized. NCBI's taxonomy places the organism in Eukaryota, Metazoa, Ctenophora, Tentaculata, Lobata, Bolinopsidae. The transcript is spliced from 2 exons. The record is from RefSeq and is a predicted model, not a curated record. Bases 48 to 992 code for a protein of 314 amino acids.
GAUUGCUAUGACCAAGAAGGAAACACAGUACGAGAAAUACCUGCGGAAUGGGAGUGAGAUAUUUGAAACCUACUGUUCAACUGGAGACAAACAUCCCAUCAUGUUACCCAGAGCUCCUCAGCAAAAGAAAAGGAAUUCACGUGUUUUUCGACGAUAUUCAAGGAGUGUUCAGGUGGGAUGAAGUAAAAAAAGACAUCAAUAAAAACUAUGAUAUAUUUAAAGUAUUAUUAGAACUGUCAUGUUCUUGUCACGUUUGGAUCUCAUGUGACACGUUACAAAGUCCUCUUUAUAUUGCUGAUGAGGAGGAAAGGUUAAGACAUGACUCUAGACUAGCCAAACUUUUUAACGACGAAUUGUCAUCUACACAGCUUGUAAGUCUAUCAAAGAACUUAAGAAACACCUCUGAUUUGUCGAGAGCAUUGUCAGUCAUUCGAGAACAUAUUAUUGAAUCGGAAAACCUUGUAUCAACAUUUACAAACGAUUUCGACAUUUUACAAACCCCCGGGCACUACAUACACGGACCAAAAACUGUCGUGCAUGUUCUGCAAAAGUAUAACGAGGAACUUAUAUAUUCUAUUUUUGACAAGGAAUUUAAAGAAUUAUGUUUUGAUGGUAUGAUAGAUGGUAAUGAUGUGGGUAUUCUUUACAAUCUUUGGGAUAAUAACACAGAUAAUUUAAGUAAAACCAUUGUGGAUGGGAUAUUAUCUUCAAAAAAUAUUACACCAAGGAAGGUGACGUCAACAUAUUCAAAAGAAUGGCCUGCAGUUGUAGCACUGCAACAGUUAUUUGAUUAUAAAGCUGAGAUACUGACUGGAGUGUCUGUUCAAAAUGUUUCAUUUGAUUCAGAACUUUUAUACCUUGCCAUAUCACGAGCACGAGUUAAGUGCACAGUAAUAAUGUUUCCUGUAAAAGGUGCAAUACUUGAGGAUUAUCAUCGCAUGUGUAGUCUACUUGAUAAACUUAAAGAUUCUGUUGAAGUAAGAUAUCAUUAACACUUCAAACUUUAAAAUACAAUUAAUUAACUGAACCAGAUUACUUUAUUAUUUAAGGAUUUAAAUAUCUUGUAAAUAAACAUCGGUAUAAUUUGAAAAGUAUAAAGCCUGAUGUUGUACUACUGUAUCUUCGCUUGUAGUUGAUGAUAUAAUUGAGCCGGGACACAGUUGCAGUGACCUUGUCAA